AUGGCUUGGAGAUUUAUGACGCUCGCACUCGUUCUCACCCUCGCUACUUUCGCCGCUUUCCCACAAGCCAACGGCGGCAAAUACGAAACGUGGGCUAAGGGAUUCACAGCCACGUACUACGGCGGACAGGGCGACGGCGGGUCUUGCGGGUACGGCACCGCGCAGCAGUCCGGAUUUGGCGUGUUCACCGCGUCGGCCUCCGCGUCGCUCUACCAGUCCGGGUUGUUGUGCGGCGCGUGCCUACGCGUUAAGUGCGUCAACAGCCCGCUCUGCAAACCCGGCGUGUCGCCGAUGGUCACCGUUAGCAACCUUUGCCCGCCGUUGUCGUCAGGGGGUUGGUGCGACGGAAACAAGAUGAGUUUGUCGCUCGCGCCAACAACGUGGAACAUGAUUGCGACGAAUCCGAACGUUGGGGUUGUACCCGUUAUAGUGAAGCGCGUGCUGUGCCAGCGGAAGCGAGGGAUCGUGUUCAACGUGACCGGAAACCCGUACUACAUUGAAGCUUUGAUUAAGAAUGUCGCGGGAUCGGGCGAUCUGCGCCGGGUCGACCUCUCGCUAAACCGCGGCCCAUUCCAGCCCAUGGUUCGAUCCUACGGGUCGGUCUGGACGUUUUCCGGACAGAAGAUGACGGGCAAGUCGCUUUCGUUCCGCCUCUUUUCGCGCAACGACAACGCGUCGCUCGUCAUCUGGAACGCGCUGCCUCCUAACUGGGUCCAGGCCGUAAACUACAUCUCGAAGACGAAUUUCGGAUUCGCGUAA
Messenger RNA from Closterium sp. Naga37s-1, 759 nucleotides. The record is from the annotation of a GenBank genome assembly. Lineage: Eukaryota; Viridiplantae; Streptophyta; Zygnematophyceae; Desmidiales; Closteriaceae.